Molecule: messenger RNA, 225 nt
Organism: Peronospora matthiolae
Lineage: Eukaryota; Oomycota; Peronosporomycetes; Peronosporales; Peronosporaceae
Source: the annotation of a GenBank genome assembly
AUGUUUUCGCCUCCACCACAUCCUUUGGUGGAUUCUCGCGGUGGUCAACGCUUUUUGUGGGAGCGUGUCUUGAACCACUGCAACGUGAAUGGCAUCCGGACGAGUUACCUCGUUCGCUGGCGUGGCUACCCACCAGCCUGGGACAGCUGGGAGCCUCGUGCCCAGCUGAUUGUUGAUGUUCUGGGUCUCGACGAGCAAUAUGACGAGACCCACCCGUUGCGUUAG